Ricinus communis (castor bean) is the source of this 1982-nucleotide messenger RNA. RefSeq names its product type III polyketide synthase A. NCBI's taxonomy places the organism in Eukaryota, Viridiplantae, Streptophyta, Magnoliopsida, Malpighiales, Euphorbiaceae. Bases 532 to 1701 code for a protein of 389 amino acids. Gene Ontology annotation, molecular function: acyltransferase activity, transferring groups other than amino-acyl groups. The transcript has 2 exons. Gene Ontology annotation, biological process: polyketide biosynthetic process. The record is from RefSeq and is a predicted model, not a curated record.
AUGUAGCUGCCUCACUGGAACUGGAAAUGGGCCAUUAGAUAUUUCAGGAUGCAAACUGCAGUAAGUUGGCUGCGUUAUUGCUAGUGGUGUCCGUACAAUGUCCGAAACAUAUUACAAAAAGCAUGUAAAAUCUUUUGUUUUACCAGACAAACUCUCGGAUGAUUGAGAGUUUCACGAUCUUUAACGGCUUGCCUGUCUUCUUUGAAUUUAUGCAGAAAAAUAAGGUAAGUUGGAAGUGGGUCGAGUACAUGUUGGAAAAUGCUUUAAUAAGGUUUAUAAACAAGACAAAAGACAAAGGCAGGAAAAAAGAUUGUCACUCCAUUAAAGCCCUCACGCUUCUAACCAUAAGUGCCCAAGAAAUUACCAAACCAAAAUGAAGUGAGCAUUUGUUUAUUUUUCAUGCCACUCUUCCUUGAUACCAACCUUUCUCCAAGAACAAACUGAACUCCCAUUUAUAUUCUCUACUUUUGUGAUAAUUCCUCCAUUAACUCUUCUUCCUACCAAACUAUCUUCCAGCUAAAUCUCUCGAAGAUGUCAAAAACUAACAGCAAUGGUGCCUCAGGUCACUAUCCUAUCCUCACUAGGCGUGCUCCUACGCCAGGGAAGGCAACAGUACUUGCAGUAGGUAAGGCCUUCCCUAGCCAACUCAUUCCUCAGGAUUGCCUGGUGGAGGGCUACAUCCGAGACACCAAAUGUGAAGAUGUGUCCAUCAAGGAGAAAUUGGAGCGACUAUGUAAAACUACUACUGUGAAGACAAGAUAUACUGUAAUGUCCAAGGAGAUCCUGGAAAAAUAUCCUGAAAUUGCAAUUGAGGGCUCAACCACUAUCAAACAAAGGCUUGACAUAGCAAAUCCUGCGGUUGUUGAGAUGGCAAAAGAAGCAAGCCUUGCUUGCAUCAAGGAGUGGGGAAGGCCUGUAGAAGAUAUCACUCAUAUUGUUUAUGUUUCUUCUAGUGAGAUACGCUUACCAGGCGGUGAUCUUUAUCUUGCUAGCCAGCUUGGCUUAAGGAAUGAUGUUAGCCGAGUAAUGCUUUACUUUCUUGGCUGUUAUGGCGGUGUCACUGGCCUUAGAGUUGCAAAGGACAUAGCUGAAAACAAUCCAGGGAGCCGCGUUUUGUUAACCACCUCUGAAACUACCAUACUUGGUUUUCGCCCACCAAACAAGGCACGCCCUUAUGACCUUGUAGGGGCUGCACUUUUCGGGGAUGGAGCUGCAGCUGCGAUCAUUGGUGCGGACCCUGUAUUAAGUAGUGAAUCUCCUUUCAUGGAGCUGAACUAUGCAGUUCAGCAAUUCCUGCCAGGAACGCAACAUGUAAUUGAUGGACGCCUUUCUGAAGAGGGGAUAAAUUUCAAGCUUGGAAGGGACCUUCCUCAGAAGAUUGAAGAUAACAUAGAGGAGUUCUGUAAAAAGCUUAUGUCAAAGGCAGGAUUAACUGAGUUCAAUGACUUGUUUUGGGCUGUGCACCCUGGUGGACCGGCAAUACUUAACCGGCUAGAGAGCACUUUGAAGUUGAACGCAGAGAAGCUAGAAUGCAGCAGGAAGGCUCUGAUGGAUUAUGGAAAUGUCAGCAGCAAUACCGUAUUCUAUGUUAUAGAAUACAUGAGAGAAGAAUUGAAGAGAAAGGGAAGUGAAGAGUGGGGGCUUGCCUUAGCUUUUGGGCCUGGCAUUACUUUUGAAGGCAUACUUCUUCGUAGCUUGUGAUCACGAUCACAUCCUGAAGCAGCUACCUCUAGUCUGAUUAUCCUAUUUUCAUUCUGUUUUAAGAUGCAUUUGAGUUAAUUAGAAGUGUUCCAAAAAAAAGGACUCUUAAGAAUUUCUAUCAAACUGAACUUUUAAACUGUUUUAGCCAUUAGUUAUUAUGGUGUGGUUUUUUCUUUCCUGUGAACUGAAAACUUGGACCCGUAUCAGACAUUCAAGUGUAUGGAGUGUAUUAAAUCCAAAUUGCAAAAUGCAAAUAAUAAUUAACCCGGCUUGCACAGUUU